Lodderomyces pseudojiufengensis is the source of this 1650-nucleotide messenger RNA. RefSeq lists its product as uncharacterized. The record is from RefSeq and is a predicted model, not a curated record. Bases 1 to 1650 code for a protein of 549 amino acids. NCBI's taxonomy places the organism in Eukaryota, Fungi, Ascomycota, Pichiomycetes, Serinales, Debaryomycetaceae. The transcript has a single exon.
AUGGAACUAUUCCUCAAAUUACCGGAUGAAUUAUUGGUUUUAAUCAUCAAAUAUAUCAAUGAUAAUUCACAAAUUGAAGAAUUAAUCACAAUCCCAAUUUUACAAAAAUAUGCUUUACAAGCAAGGUAUUUUAAAUUUCAACUUGUUUAUUGCAUGACAAUACCCCCUGAUGGAUCAUUAAAAGAUUUAAAAGCACUAUAUGAAGUAUACAAUUUUAAACCUUCUAAAAUAAUCGUUGAAGCAAACAAGUUGUAUGAAUUAUUAAUGUCAGACGAUGAAUUCCCGGACUCAGAAGAUGAAUUAGCUUUUGAAAUUGAAAAUAUGAAUCAAUAUUGUCAUGCUGAAUUUGAAAUCUUAGUUACAGAUCGUAUGAAUGUUCAAUUGGACUUGAUUUUAAAAAAACUCAAUGUGGUGGGGAUUCAUUUGUCAAAAGAUGAUCCAUUGGCUCCAAUGAUUGAUUGUGGUAUAGAUGCAUUUCAAGCUUAUUUACAAGCUAUUCAAUUCAGCAAUAUAAAGAUUUUGUCGACUGUUUAUGACUAUAAUUUUGUGGAUAACUUUCCUGUAUCUUUAAAAAAAUUGACGAUAGACAUUGAUUGUGAAGAUAAAUUUGAUAUGGAUUUUAUUGAAUUGCAGUGUCUUGAAUAUUUUGAAUGCUUGAAUUUGUUAGGGGUGGAGUCGUUGGAAGAUAUCCAAUUAUCUAGAACUGUUAAAACCAUUAAACUUAGCUGGUGUGAAUUUAAAACUUUGGGAAACUUGAAGAUCUACAAUGUUUUGAAGUACAUUGAGAUCUUUGAAUGUGAAAAUUUAUUUGAAAUUAUCAAGUGUUCUUUUCCUCAGUCAUUAGAAACUUUGGUAUUAAAUAUUUGUUACAGUCGAGACGAGAUUACUGAAUUGUAUGACUCUGUGAAACAAGGAUCGACCAAUGAAUUUGAAUUGUCAGACUUCACAAGAGAUGGAGAGUCAUUUCUUUUUGGAUCCAAUUUUAAACUUCCCUCGAAUACAAAAAUUUUGAAAAUUAAUGGGUCUUAUAUGAUUGAGUUGGAAAGUGACCUUUGCUUCAAAUUCCUCAAUACUUUAGAGCUUAGUGAUAUUAAAAACAUUGAUCUAUGCCAUCUUUUCACCUCAUUACCAAAAAAUAUGUUAAAACUCAAAAUUGAAUUUUGUGAAUUAUUGGAGGUUAAUAAGUCCUUAAAUUUUCCCAACAUACAGCAUUUUGACUUCUCAUGUAACAUUUUAUCGAAUAUUUUUCAAAUAAAUUUAAAGCAGUUAAGAAAUUUAAAUCAUUUUGACGUCACUUGGAACGCUUUGGUUGCACCUGACAUUAAAGAUGAAAGGCUCGAUCCAUCUUGUUUCUUAUUAGAUGAAAUUAAUGUUUUUGAAGGAACUAGCGAGUACUCAAAUAAAAAGAGGAAAGUAUUUGAAGUGACUAAAAUAUUACAAAUUGAUAUAUCUACUAUUACACAUUUGAAUUUAGGUAAAUCCUCCUAUCGAAUCCCAGAAGUUCCGAUUGUUAUUAACUCGAAUAACACAAUUCAGCUUCCUUCUCAAAUUUGUAUACGAGGCUGUACAACAUUAAAGGAUUUGACCUUGUCAGGGUUGAGUAUUAAAGAGAUAGAUUUGAACAAUUUUCCUUGUUCUUUACAAUCAUGA